UGGCAGUGCUAAAAAACGCGGGGAGCUCUAACGUAUGUUUGCGAUUUGGAUGUGCACGUUGUUUUGUAAAUUCAUUACAUAAAUUGAGAAUAAGUGCAUCUAAGAUGUACGCCCUGCUCCGCCGCUUUGCCGGGGUAACCAACGUGGGCAGUCCCCUCAGAUGCUACGCUUCCUUCACGCCCAGGGAUGUGAUGCGGACCACCGCCGAGGAGACCGGCACCCUGAUCACCCGCUUCGCCAAGCACAUUGCGCUGGAGCGGCACAGGGAUCCAAAUCAUGUGCUGCCCAAGACGACGGUCCGGUACGCCGACUUCUUCCCCAUCACGGACGACCGGUACUUCCAGCGGACCGUGCAAAAAUUAGACCCUGCACAACUGCCGGCCCUGAUCAUCCAGGCCUCCAGCUAUCGCUCCAAUGCCGCUGUGCCCAUGUAUGUGGCCGCCAUAAACGGGUUGGAUAACCAUGCAGCCAAGCAGCUGGAAAAGAUGAACAUCGGCACUGUGCUGGAGACCUUGUACUCCUUUUUGUUCCUCAUACCCAGCUGGCUGAAGCGGACGGACUUCUAUCAGGCAGCCAUGCAGCGCUUGGUCCAGGAGGACUUCCGUGACAACAAGGAGCGGUUCGUCCAGGUGUGCUUCUAUCUGGGACUGCAGAAGAAGCAGGCCAAAUCCUCUGAUGACUUCCAGCAGUUCCUCGAGCAGCAUUUACCCAGCCAUUUACCUGCAUUGAGUGAAUUGGAUCUCGCUGUGAUCAGCAAUGCGGCCUACAAAACCUCCACUUUGGUUGCGGGGGAGGCGAGAAGUGCCUAUAAGUCAUGCCUCGUUAAUGCCAUAUUGAAUCUACAACUCACUGCCGGGAGCGACGCCUUGUUGGUCUCAUUUGUCAAGGCCUUGCGGUUGCAGCGAGUCAAGGACGAGCGGGUGUGUCAGCAUUUACAGGACAUUUGCCUGGAUCCCGCGAAGUUAACCCUCAUUGAGCCCCGAGGAUUGGCCCACAUCUUCGCCUUCUUUGCCGAACAGCUUUGGGAUCAGAAGGAGUGCCUUACGGUCGUCGUAGAUCGACUUAUGACAUUGCUGAAACCUGGAGAUCUGCGCGCCAAAGACUUGGCCACAUUCCUGUGGGCCAGCGCACAACUGAAUUGUGAAUUAUCUCCGGAGCAAGUCAGGCAACUGGAGCUGGCUGCCCUUCGAAAAUUGGAUCACGGGGAGUACGAUUAUUUCCCGGACAACCUUGUUGAUACCUGCCUCUCUCUUUGCACACUGGGACACUACUCAAAGGAUCUGAUUAAUGCAGCCGAAGAACUCAAAGCUGCCCAACGACGUCAGCGAGCUCAACCCAAGGUUGACAGUCGUUUGAAUGUCCUGCAAUCUGCCGUAGCCAUAGAGCAGACAUCCUUUGCAAAACUGAAAACAAAACAAGCCUUCAAGGAGUUCGAUCGUGCACCAACUUAUUUGCUAAGGGAUCGCCCGGACUUGACGAAAUAUGCCCAGGAGCUCAGUGAGGACGCUGAAGUGGAGGGCGUGGAUUUGGUGUGUCCCAUCGUUGGAAUAAAUUUGCCAAGUUUACGAGUACAGACAAUGGGCAGCCAGCAGAGUGUGUACUUCGUAGAACUACUCACCGCAGAACAGACCCUUAGGUUCAGCAAGAAACCCACUUCUUUAAUGCGCCUGAAGAAGAGGCUGCUGGAAUCCCUUGGCCAAAAGGUAGUCGUGCUGAACUCUACGGAAAUGGCCAAAAGUGCGAAUGAACUGCACCAGCUCCUGAAACCAGCAGCAGAUGGAAGUGUGGAAUCCGAGGUUGCCCAAGGCCUGAGCAACUAAACUUUGUGAUAACGAGGCCAGAGUGGCUUUCUAGGCUAGUUACAAAUCGUAGCUUUAUUUAACAGUGUUUUAUGUACUUGUACAUAUUUUUUAAAUAUUAAUAGCACUAAACAUAA
Drosophila subpulchrella is the source of this 1936-nucleotide messenger RNA. RefSeq lists its product as uncharacterized. NCBI's taxonomy places the organism in Eukaryota, Metazoa, Arthropoda, Insecta, Diptera, Drosophilidae. Bases 105 to 1820 code for a protein of 571 amino acids. The transcript has 2 exons. The record is from RefSeq and is a predicted model, not a curated record.